Ostreococcus lucimarinus CCE9901 is the source of this 195-nucleotide messenger RNA. RefSeq lists its product with no specific name. The transcript has a single exon. Gene Ontology annotation, biological process: regulation of DNA-templated transcription. The annotation marks the transcript as partial. Gene Ontology annotation, cellular component: nucleus. NCBI's taxonomy places the organism in Eukaryota, Viridiplantae, Chlorophyta, Mamiellophyceae, Mamiellales, Bathycoccaceae. Gene Ontology annotation, molecular function: sequence-specific DNA binding; DNA-binding transcription factor activity. The record is from RefSeq and is a predicted model, not a curated record.
CGACGCAAGAUCGCGAAUCGCGAGUCUGCCAAGCGUUCAAAGAUUAGGAAGAAGGCUGAGGACGCAAAACUGCUCUCCGCCGCAGAGACUCUGCUGCAGGACAGUGCCAGCAUGCGUAAAACGAUCACGGACUUGCAGAAGAAGGUCGACACAUUGUACGCCGAAAACGUCAAGCUUCGGAUGAAAUUGGGCGAG